Messenger RNA from Danio aesculapii, 1707 nucleotides. Its product is annotated as afadin- and alpha-actinin-binding protein-like. The transcript is spliced from 12 exons. The record is from RefSeq and is a predicted model, not a curated record. Lineage: Eukaryota; Metazoa; Chordata; Actinopteri; Cypriniformes; Danionidae. The coding region runs from base 172 to 1629 and encodes 485 amino acids.
AGCGCCUGCAUCAAUGUAACAUCGUGCCAAGAUAAGAGGCUUUAUUACGCAAUCUUCCCGGUUAAAUGUUUUAAUUUGCGCCGAAUGUCGGGAAAUGAAGCUGGCAAACCUCACGUACGAGUUCUCUUGAAUGCCAAAAGAUACGCAGACGUUUAGGCAUUGUUGACUAGAAUGUCUCCUUCCAGACUCUACACAGCAUCUGUGGUGCCUCCUCUACCACUAAGUUCUUUUAAUGUUUCAAGCAACUUCUGCACAGAAGAGAAUAUCUCGGAGUGCAUUCAGUACAUCAAUCAGGAGUUGUCGUCUCUGUGCUUCCCGCCAAUUUUCCAUAACUCAGAUGACAUCCAUGAUCUGGAUGCUGUGGUUGCUUUAAACAACAUUUAUGACUUGCUUCAGCUACACCGUCGUGCUGUGGGAAUGAUGGAGGAGCUGGAGGUGGAGCAGCUUAAGUCCAGCAGUGACCUCCAUUACCAGCACCUCACCAACUCCAGACUAAAGGACCAGCUUGAACUUUCUAAGAAGGAAAACAUGCGCUUGCAUGAAAGAGAGCGUCAGCUAGAAACAAACUUAAAGACUUUGCAAAACAGCCUGAAAGAUGCAAAAGAGGAGGUACAAAGGCUGCAGGGUAUCAUUGCGAGUCGUGCCACACAAUAUAAUCAUGAUAUUAAGAGGAGAGAAAGGGAGCACAACAAAGUAAAAGAACGCCUCAGUCAAGUGCUUAUUGCCAAAAAGGAUAACAAACAAGGAAUGGAAAUUUUGAAUUAUGUUGGAAGGUCGGAUGGGAGAAGAUGUCUUUGGAAAACUGGAAAAACUGAAUCCAGACAUGAGGGAGAAAUGUACAGAACUCUUCUCAAUGAGUUUGAUAAUCGUCAGAGAGAACUAAUGCAGGAAAACAUAGAACUAAAGAAAGUGCUUCAACAAAUGAAACGAGAGAUGGUUGGACUUUUAAAUUCUAAGAAGACAUGCCAAAAAGAAGAGAAACAAAGCAAUAAUAUGGAUCAGAUGACUUUACAGACAAAUUCAGAUGACGAGGAUCCUUCAAAGGGACCUCCUGAGAUGUCAUGUGAUCAUGCUCGGGAGAAACUCACCAACAGCAUUCGUCAGCAGUGGAGGAAACUCAAGCAUCAUGUUGAAAGACUAGACAGCCAAGCAUCCUUGGUGCAAGCUGAAGAAAGCGAAGAGGUGAUCCCCAAACAACUUCACGAGGAGGAGACAGAGAGGCUCAAAGUAGAAAUACAACAGUGCAAAGAGUUCAUUCAGACUCAACAGCAACUUCUGCAACAACAGCUGAACACCCCCUGUGAUGAGGAGACAGCAGCAGUCCUGAAUGAUUCCUACAUGCUGGAAGAGAAGGAACGCUUGAAAGAAGAGUGGAAAGUGUUUGGAGAACAGAGGAAAAACUUUGAAAUGGAAAGGAGAAAUUUCACAGAGGCCGCCAUCAGAUUGAGCCAUGAGAGGAAAUCUUUUGAGGACGAUCGCGCAUUGUGGCUCAAACGUCAGUUUCUGAACACAACAUUUGCAGACCAGAUGAAACCACAAAGUCGCAUGACUGAUGAAUUUUCAAAGCACUCUGGUCAUGAGGAGAAACUUAUCUCAAUUUCUGGACAAGUCAGCAAAUCUCAUCUUUAGUCUGUCCACUCAUGGAACCGCUUGCAGAUGAACUUAUAUUCUUCCGACUGGAGCCAAUAUGAUUGAGUGUGAAUGAAG